Theobroma cacao (cacao) is the source of this 1825-nucleotide messenger RNA. The record is from RefSeq and is a predicted model, not a curated record. Lineage: Eukaryota; Viridiplantae; Streptophyta; Magnoliopsida; Malvales; Malvaceae.
AUGGAGAAGCCGAUCAUCGGCAAGCAGAGUUAUAAGCAACUCUGGUUUGUUGUUCUUAUUUCCUUCGUUUUUUGCUUGGUAUUGCUCUGCUUGGAUUAUUCAGCUCUACCCGGUGCCAAGAAUGGAGUCUCCUUCCUUGCCCACAGCUUUGCUGAUGCUCUCAACACCCAGAAAACUAACCAACUCGUUCCCGUGGACAAAACUAAUGAAACUAUUGCCCCACCACCCAAUUUCACUAGCAAAACUAAUGAAACUAUUGCUCCACCACCCAAUUUCACCAGCAGUUAUAUUAACGAAGCUACACAGGAUAUUCCUGCCCUGGAAAAUAAUGUUACCUUAUCCAAUGCAAAGAGAGAAAACAAGAUUCAGGACGUUGCUGAUCAACAAUCUAGUGAUGAUCGGAAAGGAGAGGAUCCGUGUGCAGGUAAAUACAUAUACAUUCACCAUCUUCCAAGUAGAUUCAAUACUGACGUGCUCAAAGAUUGUCGAACGCUUGUCAAAUGGUUUGAUAUGUGUCCAUCCCUGAUGAAUUCGGGGCUUGGUCCAAAGGUUGUAAGACCACAAGGGGUUUUAUCUGACAGGAAUUGGUUUGAAACAAACCAGUUCUUGUUAGAAGUCAUUUUCCAUCACAGAAUGAAGCAGUACAAGUGCUUAACCGCUGAUUCUUCGCUGGCUUCAGCAAUUUUUGUACCCUUCUACGCUGGCCUAGAUAUUGGUCGUUACCUCUGGGGUUUUAACACAUCUGUUAGAGAUUCUUCUGCUUAUGAUUUGGUCAACUGGCUUGGAAAAAAGGCUGAAUGGAAACGGAUGUGGGGUAGAGACCAUUUCUUUGUUGCAGGGAGGAUAGCUUGGGAUUUUCGGAGACAAACAGAAAUUCAAUCUGAUUGGGGCAGCCGGCUUAUGUCUUUGCCCGAAUCCAUGAACAUGACAAUGUUAUCUAUAGAGUCAAGCUCCUGGAGCAAUGAGUUUGCAAUACCAUAUCCAACUUACUUCCAUCCAUCAAGCGACAGUGAUAUAACUCGUUGGCAGAGAAAAAUGAGAAGUCAAAAAAGGCGAUAUCUAUUCUCUUUUGCUGGUGCUCCACGUCCAGGUGCGAAUGACUCAAUCCGGGGCGAGAUUAUCAACCAAUGUUUAGCCUCAGAAGAGACAUGCAAGCUCCUUAAUUGUCAGCCUGGUGGAAACAAGUGUGAUUCUCCAGUUGAAGUAAUUAAGGUGUUUCGAGACUCUACUUUCUGCUUACAACCUCCAGGGGAUUCAUACAGUCGGCGUUCAACUUUUGAUUCGAUCCUGGCAGGGUGCAUUCCUGUUUUCUUCCAUCCCUAUUCUGCUUAUGCACAGUACAAAUGGUACUUUCCAAAGAAUUAUACUAAAUAUUCUGUGUACAUUCCUGCCAAUGAAAUAAAAGAUGGCACAGUCAGCAUCAAGGAGGCACUUUCACGGUUUUCGAAAGAACAAGUAUUAGCUAUGAGAAAACAGGCUGUAAAGCUGAUCCCGAAGAUGAUAUAUGCAGAUCCCAGGUCCAGAUUGGAGAGACUCGAGGAUGCAUUUGACAUUGCAGUUAAAAGAGUACUUGAGAGAGUUGAGAAAGUAAGGAAAGAUACCAAGGAAGGAAAAGAUCCUAGUGUUGAUUUUGCUGUAGGGAACCGCUGGAAGUUAAAAUUAUCUGGGAUAGUGGGAGACCAUCCGUUGGACCAAUUCUUUUAAAAGAACAAAGAGCAUGGAAAUGCAAGAUUAGACAAAAACUAGUGCAUUACUUAUAUGACUGGAAUUGAAGGGGUGAGGAUCUCCAUUUUGUUUAUUUCUUUUCCUUGAUGGAAUUUUUGUA